ACAUUCUGAAUUAAAUAUAUGUAUUGUUUUUAUAUUUAGAAAUGUUAGAUUCUUCCCCUGAAGAUGAAGAUUUCCCAGGACGUCUUUUACAUCAGGCUGCUUUAUGGGACAAUGCUGAAUUGUUGGAGGAUCUCUUGGAAGGGGGUCAACAGGCAUUUAUAAACUCACAGGACAGUUGGGGAAGAACACCUUUGCAUGCUGCGGCUAUCACAGAUAACUCAAAAUGUUUACAAAUUUUGGUAAAUGCAGGGGCAGAUCCAAAUAUUCAGUGUGGAUCUAGAGGAGGAUGCAAAACUCCAUUACAUUUAAGUGCUGAACAUGGCCACAGUGUUAACAUCACAGUACUGCUGCAACAUAAUGUUAAUUUAUUAUUGCGAGAUGUAGAUGGACUUACUGCAUCAGAUUUAGCAGAAAAAUGUGGACAUUCAAAAUGUAUGUUAAUUCUAAAAGAAGCUGCAGAUGCUAAAGAAAAAGCACGAUUGGAUAUUCAUGCAGCAAUUAGGGACGGUUGUACUCAAGGUGAUGUUAAUUCGGUACAACAGCUUUUACAGUCUCUACAAAAAGAUGCUGAGCUUAUUAUUAACAUGGCCCCAAGUGGAGCUAACACUUUAUUAUUUAUUGCCUGUCAAAUAGGAAACAAAGAAAUAGUAAAAAUAUUGCUACAAUAUGGUGCAGAUGGCAGGUACCAUUCAGUAACAAAAUACUCACCAUUAUACAUCGCCUGCUAUCAUGGGCAUCAUAACAUUGUGGAAUUAUUAUUACUUAAAUUUCCAGAACUUGUGCAGCAACACACCGUCGAACGUUGGCUACCAAUUCAUGCUUGUUGCAUAAACGGACAUGUAUCCUGUUUAGAACUUUUAUUCAACUUUCCUUAUCCCACUAAAGUUCUUCGAAAGUAUAGAGAUAGUACAGAACAAUGGGAGUAUUUUAUGCCGUUUGAUAUAAACGAAAGAGAUGCGACAGGACAAAACUUACUAUAUGUCGCUGCUUUGUUAGGUAAUAAAAAACUGUUGGAUGUAAUUUUGAAAUUUCGUGUAAAAGCUACAAGAAUAAUGCAUUCUGAUGAAGAUGUGACUCCAAGCUCUGAAAUUAAUUCAGUUGUAAGUCCUACAAGGAAAAGAAUAUCAGAUGGCAUACAGUCUAUUAUGUCAAAAUUAAAUCUUUCUAGAGAAAAUUCUUUAGACGCCGAAAACGAUCCAAAUGCCAAAUCAAUAUGCCCAUUACGGAUUGACAUGUACUGCAAUAACAACACAGAAACCGCACUUCAUGCAGCAAUUAAAGGACGACAUUACGAUAUUACACUGUCUCUCUUGAAAGCUGGAGCAAGUCCAAAUACUGUAAUAAAAGCUUAUCAUGAUAUUAAUGAGAGUUUGAGCUGUUGUUCUGUGGAAGAAGAUACUAACUACGGCCAAUCCACAGGGCUUGUAGAAGCUUGUCGAAAUAGGGAUGUUCCAAUAGUGGACUUACUAUUAAAACAUGGCGCCAGAGAUGAUGACUGUAAAGCUCUGUCUGUUGCAGUUCAAAACAAAGAUGAAACACUCAUUGCUAAAUUACUUUCAACUAAGGCACAUGCAGAUCCAGAAUAUAAAAUAAACAAAAAAGCGAUGACUGAAAAUAUAAACUCCUCACAGUUUACAAUUUUCUCAAAUGUAACAAACCUUACAUACUCUACUUUAUUUCCAAACACUCCAGCAAUGAUUAACUGGCACAAUCAGAAGUGCAACUUAACUCAAAUAAAAACUCAGUGGCUUAUAGAUGCUGCACUACACUUGAAUCAAAAAUUGAAACAGAACCCUAGAAGUUAUGAUAUUGCCUUGUACGCUAUUACGAGAUUGGACGUCUCUAAUAAUAGUCUAACUUCUGUACCCCUAGCAGUUUUCCAAUUGCACAGUCUCAGAUAUUUGAAUAUAGCCCAGAACAAAAUCGAAAAGUUGCCAGUACCAGUUCCAUCACCUGCAAAAAGGGGUUUCAGAAGGAAAAGUACAAAUAUAGAAGACUUAGGUUACUCAUGCCCCGCACUAGAAGAGUUAUAUAUUCAAGAUAAUCGGUUGGAUCAUAUUCCAGAUGCCAUCUUUAAGUUACCGUCUUUGGUUACACUAGUAGUAGAAAAUAACAAACUACAACAGCUGCCUUAUAAUAUGUGGUUAGCCCCUAAACUAAAAGAAUUAAAUGCAUCAUUUAAUUUGCUGAAAGAGUUACCUGCCAACCCCAGUGAGAAUAAAAAGGAAGAUUUAGAUAGAAUGAGUAUAAGCUCAAGCGAUAGCCAAUUAUCAAGUCACACAGAGCCUGAAUCAGAAGGUGAAAGUUCUGAUUUUUGUGAGGAAACAAAGUUAUUUAAUUUUGAAGAUGGUGUGCGAUACAGAAAAAAGGAAAGAUGUUACCUCCAAAUGGAUCUAAUCAAACACCAUAUAUGGAGAAAAAAUGUCGAAGUCACGGAACAAAUUCUCCACAAUGAUGAUUCGAUAACUGAACAGUCCUCGCAAUUAUCCUCGCUGAAUCUAGCUCAUAAUUUGUUUACAAGUAUCCCAGUUGUACUGCCUUGCCUGGCAGUUAAUUUGGCAAAAUUGAACAUGGCUUUCAAUUCGUUAAGGUCUAUGUCUCACAUUACCAGUUACCCCAGUUCGUUAAAACAGUUAGAUUUGAGUCAUAAUCAAAUUACUGUGUGGCCCAGUCUGCCUCAGGUAGAAGCACAAGAUAAUAUGGAGUUGGCGAACCUGGCUUGUUAUAUGGGAGCAGGAAAUUUUAGGGGUAAAACACCAGAAAUUGGAGUUCGAAGGAAGUCGGGCAGAUCAGUUCGAAAUACUGUGCUACAUUAUGUAUGUUCACACAGGAGGCACUUAAGACUAGAUAACUUACGAACCCUUAUACUUGCUGACAAUCGACUGACGAGAAUUCAAUUAGCUACAGAUGACGAUGGCGAUGUUAGCAGUACCGAAGAUGAAGAGUUAGAUAGGAAUUCGCAAGCUGGAAAAGCAAGGCUAAUGUUCCCAAAUUUAUCCAUGUUGGACAUUAGCAAUAAUAAUUUAAAGGAAAUACCAUCAAACAUAAAUGAACUGAGUAAUUUGUCAGUGUUAAAUAUCAGUGGAAAUAUAGAAAUAAACGAACUCCCACCACAAAUGGGCCUGCUGUCUCGCUUGUGGAAUUUAAACACCAGAGGUACAACACUACAAGAACCACUUAAGUCUAUGAUUGAUAGUAAAAAAUACAAAACCAUGGACAUCAUCGGGUAUUUAAAAUCUGUUUUGGAAGAUGCCAAACCUUAUGCCAGGAUGAAAUUAAUGAUUGUUGGGGUACAAGGCAUCGGCAAAACUAGUUUAUUAGAACAACUUAGGCAGGAAGGAACAACUAGGAGAAGGCCAGAGCACUGGGCAAAGAGAAUGGGUAAUAAAAAUAUAAAUGUAAAAACUUCCAGAGGGACAAACAUGUCCACAGUUGGAGUGGACAUUGGUGACUGGGUUUAUGAAAAAAAAGUACGUUCUCAUUCCUCACACGGUCCGGUCAUAUUUAGAACAUGGGAUUUUGGUGGACAAAAAGAGUAUUACGCAACACAUCAGUAUUUCUUAUCCAAACGUAGUCUGUAUUUAGUAGUAUGGCGAAUAACAGACGGUUACAGGGGCAUUAACGAAAUAUUGCAGUGGUUAGUGAACAUACAAGCCCGAGCGCCAAACUCUCCCGUUAUUAUCGUCGGAACGCAUUAUGACGUAGUACAAGAAUUUAAUCCAAAUAUUUCCGAAGAGUACCAACAAAUUAUUAGGGAACGUUUUAUAAACAUCGUUGAUGCAGAGAAGUGUGGCUUACCUCGAGUUUUAGACACAAUUGAAAUCAGUUGUAAAACUAGGCACAACGUUAAACUCCUUUGUAAUUUAAUAUAUGACACGGUGUUUAGUUUACGACCUCCGGGUAGCAAAGAACUGCUGCUGGAACAGAAGGUUCCUGCCACGUAUUUAGCGUUAGAAGACGUCGUUAAUUAUAUAGCUACAGAGAGAAGGUUAAACGGUCUUGAUCCAGUAUUAAACGCAGAGCAGUACAGGAAUUUGGUAACAUCUGAAAUGCAACAGAGAUACAAUAAAACGUUUAGAGACUGGUCAGAACUGCAUCAAGCAACAUUAUUUUUGCAUGAUAACGGUGUUUUGUUACAUUACGACGAUGCCACACUUAAAGACCUUUAUUUCCUAGACCCGCAAUGGUUAUGCGAUAUGUUAGCUCAUGUAGUAACGAUUAGGGAAAUAAAUCCGUUUGCUAGAACAGGUGUUAUGAAAUUAGAUGACUUGAAACACAUUUUUAAAGCAAGUAAUAUAGGACCCAUGGAUUCGAGAGGAUAUAUCGUAAAUCUCCUAAAUAAGUUCGAGGUGGCUUUAACGUGGGACUCCAGAACACUGUUAAUCCCUUCUCUAUUACCAUCAGAAGAAGACAUAUUGAUGGCACAAAUGUAUCCGGGGCAGUUCCAUCCCAUGGUUAAAGUAAAAGUUCCUUUAAGAUCUCGUGGUUGGGCUGUAAGAAACAAAAAAAUUACGGUUUCAUCAAAGUCUGUUUUGUUUAGGGAAACCAAUUCUCGGAGCGGAUUUCAAAUGACAAUGCCUUCUAGUUCUGCUGCCACAAUAAACGCUGAGCAACAGGUCGAAGAAAUACAUUAUCAGUUAAAAUGUCAAACGUCAAACAAGUCCAUGACACGUCUUCUGCUCAUGUCUUAUUUUCCUUCUGGAUUCUGGUCGAGACUUAUCUCCAGAAUAUUAGCUGAUGACGCGAUAAUUGAUAUUAUUAGAUCAUUUUUUAUACUGCCUAAAGAUGUGGCACAAGACAUGGAGUUAGUUAAGCUUCUAGACCUUAAAGCAGAAUGGGUACUUUGGCAAACAGGGCUGCAACUGAAAUAUGGAGAUGUCACGCUAUUUCGAAUGAAGGAGGUUUUGCAUAAUUCUGCAGCACAUUAUAGACAAUUAAGAUUUAAACUUAAACAGGAGGGUAUAUGGUGUGACGUGGAUUUACAAAACAUGUCCAUUCUAGAAAUAUACUUUCCAGUGGAAUCUUUAAUUAUUAAACCCAUACCAACAGAAAAUACUGAAAAUAACAUUAAGGAGCACUUAGUUAUAGACCCUACUUUAGAGUGCACAGCUCAACUUUUAGCUUUGGCAGUUGACCAUAUCGAUAUUCUUCUUGAGGAUUGGUAUCCAACUCUUGGCACCAGAUUCGUGCAUACAUCUGAAGGAAAAUAUUUAAUCACUCGCAUAAUACCAUGUCCUCAGUGCUUAAGCAACGAAAGCGAACUGAAUUUAAAUGAAUUCCCCCACUCCAAUUCGCAUCUCCUAGAUGCAAUCAGUCAGGACCAAGAACAGGCUACAGGGUACCAGAAUUUGUACAGAAUAAGAAAAUCUCAGGAAUCCUAUACUUCUGAAUGUGACAGUGGAGUUGGACCAGAUUCGGCAGGAUCUAGUCGAAUUCCUUCAAUGGAGGGGCAUCCCGGAGUCCAAAUAGACGAGCAAAAUGGGUCUGAAAAGCCUGUUUAUUACUGCUGGAUGGUAGAAGAAUGUAUUUUGGCUGCUUACAAUUCUAAAGUUGUAACUUGUCCAACUCAUGGGGACUGUCCGUUAGCUCGAAUAGCUCCAGACACAAUAUUUAUGGAUUUGGGAGAGCGCUACAUAAUAAAACCCGAAAACAUAAAAAAAGGCCGGCUACUGGGUCGUGGAGCCUUUGGUUUUGUUUUUAAAGGCACUUGUAAGAUAAGGGGAACAAAUAAUAUGAUUGACGUAGCAAUGAAGAUGUUGCAACCAGUUCAGCCAGGACCUAAUGCUCGACAGUCUGCCCUUAUAGCUUUUAAGGCUGCUCAAGGAAAAUGGGAUAGAGACCCACUACAAUACGCAUGCAAGGCAUAUUGUACAGCCAGACAGGAGUUAAAUAUCCUACUGUCCCUGAGACAUCCAAAUAUUGUGCCUUUUGUUGGAGUCUGCACUAGUCCUCUGGCUCUUGUCCUAGAUUUGGCCCCACAAGGAGCUUUAGAUUUAGUUUUGAGACACUAUAGGAGAUCUGGUGCAAAAGUUGGGCCAUAUACUUUACAAGCGAUAAUAUUACAGGUUGCAAAAGCGAUAGAAUAUCUUCAUCGCCAACAUAUAAUUUAUAGGGAUUUAAAAUCAGAAAAUGUAUUGGUGUGGGAAAUGCCACCUCCUUUUGUUGACCAUCCAGAUCAUCAAGUCCACAUAAAAGUUGCUGAUUAUGGUAUUAGUCGUCUUACUUUACCAUCUGGAACAAAAGGAUUUGGAGGAACGGAAGGAUUCAUGGCCCCAGAAAUUAUGAGAUAUAAUGGAGAAGAGGAAUAUACGGAAAAAGUGGAUUGUUUCUCGUUCGGAAUGUUCAUUUAUGAGUUAUUAACUCUCCAUCAGCCUUUCGAGGGACAUGAAUCCGUUAAAGAAUGUAUAUUAGAAGGUGGAAGACCUCCUCUGACAUAUAGGGAAACACUCUAUCCGAGUUACUUCUUAGAUUUAAUGGUCUUGUGUUGGUCUCAACAACCCAAAGACCGACCUUCAGCAAGUCAGAUAGUAUCGAUUGCAAGUGCUCCAGAAUUUACUCACUUAAGUGAUGUGGUAUCAUUGAAGCACCAGGCCCCAGUGGUGGCUACAGCUAGUGCUCCUGUAACGUAUAUAACAGAUGAUGGUCUGUCUGGCUCAGAAAUGUGGUUAAUGUGCGCCAAUUCCAGAAUGGACCUCCUCCUUGCCGCAGACAGGGGUUGGCUUCAAUACCACACAAUGAAUUUGCCUAUAAAAGCAACUGCUGCCUGUAUCGUUAGUGAUUCAGUUUGGAUAGGUGAUUAUGUUGGGAGAAUACACGCAUAUUCGGCAAGUGAUGGUCGUAAAUUAUUCUUUUAUACCUUAGAAAAUGAGCCAUAUACUCAAGUAGAAGCGUUACUUUAUUUACCGACAUUGAGAAGAGUUGCAUGUGCAUUAUCCAAUGGUAGACUGUUUUUGGUUAAUUCUGAAACAAAACCUUUAACUCCUACUGCCGCCGAAGGUACGUUCGUCAUGACAGAACUCGGAUCCACAUCUGUCAUUAAUUGCAUGUGUGGAGUUUUUAAUGGAACUGAAAAUUGUUGUGAAUUAUGGUGUGGGGAAAUGAAUGGACAAAUAUCGAUAUACACUAUAAAAGAUCAUGUAGUUGCCGGUCACGAACUUCUAAACCACUAUCAACCUGUGAUAGAAAAGGUGGAUGUAAUGAAUUUGGUUUCUGUCGACAAUAAUGUCUGGUCUUACGUACGUCCUGGUUGUAUUGUAUAUCAGUGGGACACUAAGACGAGAAGCAUCGUUAAUAAACUGGACUGUUCCAAACUGGUGCCUUGCUCUGAGAGUCUAAAAUCUAUCGCCAUCGAGGAGCACUUAAGUCCGACAAAUUGUCAGGUAACAAGCCUGGUAGUGUUAAAAGAAGAACUAUAUAUAGGAACUACUUGGGGUUGUGUAAUAAUAGCAGAAAAGAACACAUUGCGUCCGAUUACUAUAUUCCGCCCCUAUGAAGAGGAAGUGAGAGCGAUAGUUCCCCUGGCUGUUGGUAGAAGUAAUAAUGGUAGCCAUGAUAACACCCCGUUAUUAGCAACCAUUGGCAGAGGAUACCGUAACCUUUUGUCAAGAUAUACCGAUAUAUCCUUUAGUGUUGGAACUCCUCUACCUAGCCCUGUAGCAAACUCUGUUUCUUCAAAGCCAAAUAUGUUUGUUUUAUUAUGGCGAGCAGAGCACUGGAAUGCUGUUUAAUUUUCUUUUAUUAUUGAAAUCAUUCCAUUGUAACUGCAUUUUAUCUUUUUUACAAAGUCACAAGGUGAUAACUGUUUUAUAUUUAAUAUCAAUUAUAAAUUAAUCAUUUGGCUAGGCUGAAAACUCCUUAAUUCCGAAUGUGUAAUAGCUUACAUAUUUAUUUUGAUACAUUUUUCUGAUGACUUUUUUAAUUUUACAUCACUGAGUAAUGUAUUUAAAGUUUGCAAA
Molecule: messenger RNA, 7955 nt
Organism: Anoplophora glabripennis (Asian longhorned beetle)
Lineage: Eukaryota; Metazoa; Arthropoda; Insecta; Coleoptera; Cerambycidae
Gene: Lrrk
Product: leucine-rich repeat serine/threonine-protein kinase 1
Exons: 28
Coding region: 42-7727 (2561 amino acids)
Biological process (GO): protein phosphorylation
Molecular function (GO): protein binding; protein kinase activity; ATP binding
Source: RefSeq, a predicted model, not a curated record